This is a messenger RNA of Plasmodium vivax (malaria parasite P. vivax), 1344 nucleotides long. RefSeq lists its product as hypothetical. The transcript has a single exon. The coding region runs from base 1 to 1344 and encodes 447 amino acids. The record is from RefSeq and is a predicted model, not a curated record. Lineage: Eukaryota; Apicomplexa; Aconoidasida; Haemosporida; Plasmodiidae.
AUGGUCGUCCUGACCUGCCUCACCGUUUUGCUUGCUAAGAUAGGCUCCGUGCUGAACCUGGAGGAGGCGCUCUUCAACGGUAGCCUCAGCUUCGGAAUCAACUUGUCUAAUUUGUUUACGGACAAUCAUGUGAAGGUAAGCGAGUUGAAGAUAAAUGCCGCCUACCUGUUUGAUCCGUCUCCCCGAAUCGAUUUGAACUUGGCAUUAUCGGCCCUAAAGGGGGUACACGCUAUCGGCGAGAGGGGCAGCAGUGGUGGAAGCGAAUGGGAGGAUACUUCCACGACGGGGGGUGCCUCCCCCUAUGGAGGGGAAACAAACCCGUGGAGCCGCAUAUCCAGAGAGGCCUUCUUUAAAAAGAAUGAGCAGCACACGGAAGAGUUCAUGAAAGGCAUGCCCAUGCCCUACCACAUAAACAACAUUGCAGAUGCGGUUCGCGAGAUAAACUUUUAUUUCAACCAAAGGAGGAAGACCCACCAUGAGGAGCUGCUCUACAGAGGAACAUACAGACCGGAGAUUUACACAGAUGGGUACAUCAUCAUAGCAAUAACUUUUAUGUACACUUUUUGUAUUAAAAUAAUUUUGGAGGGAUACAUUCGAGGGAAGAACGUUGCGAAGAAGUAUAUAGCGAAAGUAUCGACUUUAUUUUGCUUCUUUUUAAUUUUAAAAAAUUUGUUGAGCUACUUUCCAGCCAUGUUAUCCUCAACCGUUUGUCUCAUCAUGACAUUUUAUUUCUACUCCAUUUCUAUGAACCCUUGCGAGAAAAUACCUUUUUUAAAAAAAUACAGCAUCAAAAAAGAACCCAUAGGAUGGGUUCUAAUCGUAUUUGCAGAAUCGAUUCUAAUUGGAAAUAUAUUAUACCAUGCUGUAUGUACCCCCAGAGUGUUAAUCAUUUUGGCUAGCUAUAUUCCAAGUGAAGCGUUACUGAGGAUGGCUUGCCUCCUUUUUCUUCUCCUCAUUGGAUACUUCAUAUUUUUACUAAUGAUAAGUAACCUGGUGUCAGCGAAGAAGGCACAGAAUUUUGUAUUUUCCUUCACCUCAUCCUAUUUAAUUGUAUCCUGCUGUACAUACUUUUACAAUGUGUUUUCUCUUAAAGUGUUAAGCGAUACGAGCAUAUUUCAGAUCGAGCCCAUGAUGUUUUUUUCCUAUUCUCCUAAAUUUGUUUUUAAUGCUCAGAAUGGAGUUGCGUUGGCUUUCACGUUUGUGAUCACCGCCUUGUCUAUGUCCAUGCCCAAGUUGCUGAAAGUCACCAGGGGGUACUCCGCCCAGGGGGGGAAAAGGAGAAAGGGGGACUCCUCCUCCGCUUCGCGCGGCGCCUACGACGUUAUUCUGAACUGCUUCGCUUAA